GCCAGCCGUGUCCGCGGAGUGACCGGAAGAGCCGCGGCGGCGGCGGCGGCUGGCAGGAGCUGGAGCUGAACCGGGACUGCAGCCCAGCAGGUUAGGCGCCAUGUCGACCGAGGCUACUGAGCUGAUGGACGAGCGGGAGAGCCAUUCUUACGAGGAGGAGGAGGAAGAGGAGGAGGAGGAGGAGGAAGAGGAGGAGGAGGAGAAGACCACCAGUCCCACAGACCUGUCUGAGCUGCUGAAGGAAGGGACCAAGGAGGCCCACGACCGGGCUGAGAACACCCAGUUUGUCAAAGAUUUCCUGAAGGGACACAUCAAGAGGGAGCUCUUCAAGCUGGGCACAGCAGCCCUUUACUUCACAUACUCUGCGCUGGAGGAGGAGAUGGAGCACAACAAGGACCAGCCUUGCUUUGCCCCUCUGUAUUUCCCCUUGGAGCUGCACCGGAAGGAAGCCUUGGCGAGGGACCUGGAAUAUUUGUAUGGGGAAGGCUGGGAGGAGAAGAUCCAGUGCUCAGAAGCCACUCAGCGCUACGUGGAUCGCAUACACCAUGUUGGGAAGCAGGAGCCGGAGCUCCUGGUGGCUCAUGCUUACACCCGCUACAUGGGGGACCUUUCUGGGGGUCAGGUGCUGAAGAGGGUGGCUCAGCGUGCACUGAAGUUGCCAAGCAGUGGAGAAGGGAUCAACUUCUACAUGUUUGAAAACAUUUCUAACCCCCAGCAGUUCAAGCAGUUCUACAGAGCCCGGCUGAAUGCCCUGGAUGUGUCCCAGGAGACCAAGGAGAAGAUCGUCAAGGAGGCCAACGGGGCCUUUGAAUUCAACAUGCAGGUCUUUGAGGAGCUGGACAAGAUCGGGGCUUUAUUACCAGAAGAAGCCCAAGAUGGCGGCCUCCCAGUGCAUGAUGGGAAGGGAGACAUGCGCAAGUGCCCUUACUAUGCCUCGAAACUCGCUGGCUCCAAGGACGCUACCUGCCCCUGCCAUCUCGCCCUGGCUGCCCUGAAGCAGCCCACCAUCCAGCUGGUCUUGGCAGCCUGUGUUGCGGUCACUGCUGGCAUUGCAGCCUGGUACGUGAUGUGAGGCUGGGCACCGGCUGCCCGUUGGCCCUUGAAGAAAGCGCUCGUUUUCUCCAUUGACAUAAGUGGACUUUUAAUGCCGGAUUUAAUUGAGGAAACAUUAAACCCAAACCAGUGUACAAAUGCUUGUGUGUCCAAACAAUUAGGGGCAGAAAACCUGAGCUAUUGGCUUGAGGGGAGGGGGAGCCUGAACGGUUUUGAGCUUUUGUCUUCCUUGCUACACAGAGGAUGGGGGCACAGGCAGUUCUUUCACCUGGAUGCAGAAUGCCCUUCGUUCCCGUUCAGUUGUAGGAGGGGCCUCCAAUUUGUACGUAUGGGGAAUCGUAAUGGUUUAAUUUUCAUGUGACUUAUAGACUCUGGCGAUGCCCCCGACAUAAUAAAAUUGAUCUUCGUU
This is a messenger RNA of Pseudonaja textilis, 1462 nucleotides long. RefSeq names its product heme oxygenase 2 (gene HMOX2). Lineage: Eukaryota; Metazoa; Chordata; Lepidosauria; Squamata; Elapidae. Gene Ontology annotation, biological process: response to oxidative stress; heme oxidation; heme catabolic process. Gene Ontology annotation, molecular function: heme binding; heme oxygenase (decyclizing) activity. The record is from RefSeq and is a predicted model, not a curated record.